Messenger RNA from Spirometra erinaceieuropaei, 348 nucleotides. Lineage: Eukaryota; Metazoa; Platyhelminthes; Cestoda; Diphyllobothriidea; Diphyllobothriidae. The record is from the annotation of a GenBank genome assembly.
AUGCAAAACAUUUAUGUAAUUCCUACUGCGAAUUACGAAUGCCGUGUCUCAGAUGCAAUAGUUAUUUUAAAAGCAGCGUAAGCCUACUUAGUCAUUAAUUUGGAUUCUUUUAGAAUCUUCUUAGGGUCAAAAACACGAAAGAUGAGGCCUCAACUUGAGGACUCCGAACUCCUCCGAAAUAUUGGGAAACGCGCCGCAAAGCCCACUGUUGCGAUUGCGAAAAAGGAAAGAGAUAUGCGUAAGAUUGCCUUUUGCAGGAGACGCAGAGAGCAAACUAGUCAGACGGCGCUUAGCUACAGCUAUCACGAGGGCAUUCCCCGCGGCGAAUUUACGCGUAUGCUUCACUAA